GCAGAGACAAGGCUGGAUUUGGCUUUUCUAAGCAACAUGUGUUCCUGCGCAGGGCUGAAUGGUCACUGAGACAGAGAUGGAAGCCAGGACAAGGGAGCCCACCGGGCCCAGAUAGAGACUUCAGAACCCACUCCUGAGAACAGCGGAGCCAGGCGCUUAGAGGAAGACCAAAUGCUGCCAGGACACGGAUUGUCCAGGAUUACAUUCCAGCAUCUUAUUAGAUGGGGUUUGCUACAUUGCCCAGACUGGUCUCAAACACCUGGGUUCAGUUGUCCUGCCUCGGCCUCCCAAAGUGCUGGGAUUACAGGCAUGAGCCACCACACUCGAACACUUGGGGUGGUUUUAAGCCCCCAGCAAGGUGCACCAGCAGGACCAGGAGGUGGCCUGGGCACCCCCUAUCACUCCCAUCCAUGCAAACCUAGGCAAGUCCCUGUCUCUGAAUCUCAGCCACCACCACAUACAAUGCAAGUCGGAAGAUGGGCAGGACUGGGGGUGGGGCAGGCAGAGGCCACCUCUGUCAGGCUGGGGUUGCAUGGGCUGGAGCCUGUCUUCCCAUACCUGGGACAUGACCUCCAAGGACCAGCUGUCAGUCAUGGUGAUGGGCUGGCUGGGGUUGGCAGGGAGCUUGCUCUCCUUCUCGGAGGGCCGGAGCAGCGUGGGGCCAAACACCGUGCCAAGGUUGUGCAGGGACAUCUUAUUGACUGCCUCCUUCUCUGCCAUCCUGUAGAGGACCGAAGCAGAGGGUGCUGUUUCAACGCCACCACCAGGAGAGAGGCAGAGGGGCUGUGCCGUGCUAGAGUCCUCAGGGAGGGAGUGACCUCGACCCUGGCUGUGCUGCAAGCUGACUCCAGCCUUGGUGUCAGCAGCACCCGGCGAACAGCAGCAGGAGGAGCCGCUAGAGCAGCUGCUCAUGGGCAGAGCUGCCCUCGGGCAACUCCUGCCACCACCCCCUCCCCAGGGAGCCCAAGGCAGGGGAGGCUCAGCAUGGAAUGAAACAGGGGAGUGAGGGACACAAGGAGGUGGGAAGUGGGAGGGUCCCAGCCCCACCAAGUACACAGAGACCCCCUCGACAUCCUGGACACCACAGGGGCACCUGCAGGCUGGGAGACCAGGUCCUCUGUGCAUGGGCCCGGGAGGCAGACCUGCCCUAAGGGUGAUGCACAGGCUACAGGUGCUGCACGCUCCAGCGCCCACUCUAGACAUCAGCCUCCAGGUUGACUAAGGGUCAGGUCAUGUUUGAAACCAUGCUUGGCUGGACCAGGACCCAUGGCAAGAGCACCUGGGCACCAGUGUUUAGCCCUGGUCUGCAGGAAGGAGGACAGCAGACUUUAGGACCCCACAGCACGGCAGUGCUGACCAUUUCACCCACUUGGCCUCCUUGAGAAAUAUGGAUGGGGACCCCUCUGGGGAUGGGCAAGGCCUUCCAGGAUAGGCUCAGUUUUGGUCCCCUGCUUUUUGAGGUUGGGUUAAAAUUCCGACCAUGGCAGAGGAAGCACAGCUCAGGUUCCCACACCUCACUUUUCACAGCCUCUGAGGGCAGCAGUGCACGUGGAGGAGACGUCUCCCAUGAGGCCAAGGCCUCCAGUGCUCACCGAUGCCCUCUGCGAAGUUGGGGUAGAACUCGUCAGUGAAGAGGGGCUCGGGCAGCUCACGGAAAUACAGCUUCAGCGUGCCUGCGAUGGCGUUCACGUCCAUCUCGCUCAUCAUCACUGACACGUCCUUGUUAUCUGGAAAGAGCACGGAAAUGCAGCGGCCUCCUUGAAGAUCCUGAUAAAUGAAGAAAAGACACAGAGAAGGAUGUGACAUGCCUGGGCCAUGGAGCACUCUGAGAUCUCAUCGUGGACACCACUGCCCACACCUC
This is a messenger RNA of Homo sapiens (human), 1861 nucleotides long. RefSeq lists its product as uncharacterized. Bases 172 to 993 code for a protein of 273 amino acids. The transcript has 5 exons. Lineage: Eukaryota; Metazoa; Chordata; Mammalia; Primates; Hominidae. The record is from RefSeq and is a predicted model, not a curated record.